Molecule: messenger RNA, 620 nt
Organism: Dipodomys ordii (Ord's kangaroo rat)
Lineage: Eukaryota; Metazoa; Chordata; Mammalia; Rodentia; Heteromyidae
Product: tectonin beta-propeller repeat-containing protein 2-like
Exons: 5
Coding region: 126-620 (164 amino acids)
Molecular function (GO): protein binding
Source: RefSeq, a predicted model, not a curated record
UUUCCAGUGAAGUCUUCCACACUCACAUUAAUCCAUGCUGAUCUCUCCCUCUUCUCAUCAAGACCCGUGGAGUAACAUCCCUGGAUACCAAUGGGGACUACAUUGCGGUGGGCAGCAGCAUCGGCAUGCUAUAUCUGUACUGCCGGCACCUCAACCAGAUGAAAAAGUACAACUUUGAGGGGAAGACGGAGUCUAUCACCGUGGUGAAGCUGCUGAGCUGCUUUGAUGACCUGGUGGCAGCUGGCACCGCCUCAGGGCGGGUGGCGAUUUUUCAACUUGUGUCUUCAUUGCCUGGGAGAAAUAAACAACUUCGGAGAUUUGAUGUCACUGGUUUUCACAAGCAUAGCAUCACAGCUCUGGCUUGGAGCCCCAAUGGAAUGAAGUUAUUUUCGGGAGAUGACAAAGGGAAAAUUGUUUAUUCUUCUCUGGACCUAGAUCAGAGAACCACAGAGGUUGGCAGUGGGCCAACCAAUAGGACGUGGUUUGAGACAGGCUCUGUGGAGACUGGGGAGAGAGGCAGGCCUGUGAGAGUCCCGGGGACUGGUGGUGCCGUCGGUGUCGGCUGGAAGGCUUGGGUGAAGUCAGGCGAGUGCAGCCGGCUGCUGCAGGCACACUUGUAG